Molecule: messenger RNA, 531 nt
Organism: Pocillopora meandrina
Lineage: Eukaryota; Metazoa; Cnidaria; Anthozoa; Scleractinia; Pocilloporidae
Source: the annotation of a GenBank genome assembly
AUGAAUUACUGUCCAAUUGCUGAAGAUGCAAUGCCAAAACAGUUAACAUGGGGUCAUGAAAAGGAAAAGAAAGCACUUGAUCUCUACAUUAAAAAACAAAAGAGAAACCAUGAGAAGUUGUCAAUAAAAAACAGUGGACUAAUAGUAAACACACUAUGGCCCUUCUUGGGAGCCAGUCCUGAUGGUGUUAGGAUUUGUGAGUGCUGUCAGAAGAAGUUAAUUGAAAUUAAGAGCAUGUAUGCAAAAAGAAAUCUCCCUCCACAGGUUGCAGCUGAGGAGAAGCUCGUGUUUGUUGGUGACAAAUAUAUACUAAAAAAAGAAACAAAAUGGAACUAUCAAAUUCAGGGUCUGAUGGGAAUAACAGGGAUUCAUUGCUGUGAUCUAGUUAUUUAUACCUUCAAAGGAAUAUUGAUUGUCAAUGUCAAGUUUGACAGUGAGUUGUGGAACAAAAUGCUUGAGAAGCUGAGAAACUUUUUCUUAAAGUACAUAGUUCAGGAACUCUUUCACCAUGACAUACUUAAAUCAUUAUAA